ACACUGAAUUGAUAUCAAUACAUUCCUUACCCAUACGGAAUAAAAUCCCACCGCACAGACCGGAACUAGAAGGGGCAUACAAAUAAUUCGACCAAAAGGAAAGAAAAGCGAAGCAAAGCAAAGCAAACGUAGAUCAUGGAAACGCCCCACCACCGCAAAAUCGAACUGCAAUCCCCCGCCGACCUUUCCUAUCUUUACGCAAACACUGUCGCCCUCUCCCGCCAAAAACUAGACCUCCAUUUCCCUCCCUCCGCCACGCCCAACCAUGUCUCCAGCGCACAAGACAAUCCCUCAAACCCAGACCCGGACUCAGACCCCAUGAAAUCCCACGUCCGCAGCCUCGUCGACGAAUUCAUCCACAAAACCUUCCUCACCGCUGCCCCCUCCAUAAGCAUAAAUGGGCUAUCUCCAGCAGACGCCGCUGCUGCGGGUAACGACAAUCAUAAUAAUUCACAUGGCCCUACUGACCCCCUCUCGUUCCUCCACGUUCGCGAAGCCGUCGAGUACGAGCCGUACGAUACGGCGCUAGGGGCGCGUGUUGCUAGUUUGUACGCGCAGUUGGAGUCGCUGACGAUGACUGUGGCGCAGUUGAGGCGUGAUACCCCCAGAAGAGCGGCGGAGGCGUCUGCGGAGGCGUUAAGAGGGGUUUUGAAAGAGGAAGACGAAGAUUGGGAGGUGGAUGGGGAGGGAGACGGGAAUGGUGAUUAUGGUGAUGAUGGUGGUAAUGGUGGUGGAAACAGAGAUGGGCCCGAUGUGGAUAUGAAGGAUUUGGAUGGUGAGACGACACAGCUACGACGGCGUGAGCAGAGAGAGGGUUACAAGAACAGGAAAGAGGAUUUCACGUUGCAUGUUCCGUUUGGACAUACGGAGGGCAUGAAGAGGAGGUGGAUGGAGGGUGGAGUUGCGGAUGUUUAUGCGGACGCAUUGACGACGUUGGUAAGAUUGCAGGGCGAGGCGGCAGGGCUUGGGGAUGUGCAUGAUUGUGGUGAUGAGGAUGGGGAUGGAUCUGGAUCUGGAUCUGGCUCCGGCGGCCAGCGCGGACUGGCGACGACGGUGGGAAAAGUUGAGAGGGCAAGGAGGGCAGCGGAGGUGGUGGAGAAUUUAUAG
Molecule: messenger RNA, 1107 nt
Organism: Histoplasma capsulatum G186AR
Lineage: Eukaryota; Fungi; Ascomycota; Eurotiomycetes; Onygenales; Ajellomycetaceae
Exons: 1
Coding region: 136-1107 (323 amino acids)
Biological process (GO): mitotic sister chromatid segregation
Cellular component (GO): MIS12/MIND type complex; kinetochore
Source: RefSeq, a predicted model, not a curated record